CUGUUUAAAAUUAGGGAAGAAGCCAAAGCUGAGACACACCCGUAGUUUCGAACAGCCUUGUAGACCCUCCGUAGCAUUGCAUGCUGUUUAAUUAGUGUACCUGUCUGUAAUUGCAUUCGUCACAAAUGAGUGACGUCCGUUUGUGUGGAGCGUCAUUGUUCUGCUCGUGUUUGACUAUCGGCGGAUCAGUUUUCAGUUGGGCCUCAGUGGAUGAAAACAUCUGUGCGCUGUUAUGCGGUAAUAACAGGGACUUACACACGGCAUACGCAUGCAUGACUGCAAUGAAUAUGAAACUACCGGUAUGGGUGGCUGUGGUGUGCAGUCUUCACACGAUCAGAGAAACGAGCUCGAUGUCAAGUGAGGCAACACCUUUAGAGCGCAACACCGAGCUCGAAAAUAAGACCAGAGAUCUGUUCGAGAGCCUCCUGGAUGGUUACGACAGGAAAAUCCGGCCUUUCUUCGGCACUGGUCGGCCUGUGGACGUGAAGGUGGAUAUCUACCUGGCUAGCUUCGACAACAUAAACGAAGCGGGCAUGGAGUACGGCGUGACGAUCUACCUCCGUCAGCAAUGGAACGACCCUCGCCUGCGCCACCCUGGCGACGUGCCCCUGCCGCCCACCUCCCACUACGUAGACCACCUCUGGGUACCAGACCUCAUCGUCACCAAUGCAAAGUUUGCCGAGUUCAAAGACGUGACUUUCCUGAAUCGCGUGGUAGACAUUGAUGAAGAUGGGACUGUACUUUACGUCUGUAGGCUGGCCUUGCAGUUAUCGUGCUCCAUGGAUUUCCAUCGUUUCCCCAUGGACAGUCAGGGCUGCGAAAUCGAACUUGAAGGCUUUGAGUACACCACAGACGACCUAAUCUACCAUUGGGAUAUAGAAAUGCCAGUGGAAUACCAUCACAAUCACCUCAAACUGCCGCAGUAUAACCUGGACGGUAGCAAUGUGCACACGUGCUCGCGAGUCCUGCGCACAGGAAACUACUCCUGCAUCGGCCUUAGACUCAUCUUCAGCCGUAAGAUUGGCUACUACAUGCUGCAGACCUAUGUCCCCAGCGUCCUGUUGGUGGUCAUGUCAUGGGUCUCCUUCUGGAUACAGAUCAAGGGAUCCCCGGCCCGUGUGGCACUGGGUGUGACCACGGUUCUGACCAUGAUCACCACCACCAACGGGGUCAGACAGAACCUGCCGCCAGUUUCGUACAUCAAGGCCAUCGACGUGUGGUUCGCUUUCUGCCUGCUUUUCGUCAUUGGUGCUCUGAUGGAGUUUGCUCUGGUGCAUUACCUAGUGGACCAUAAACCCAGCAUCAACAUCAAAGACCGCAUCAGCUCACUUAAGCGGAAACAAUCAGUAGAGGGCGCACCUCCAUCCCCUACAACACGCAAGCAGACUGAGGGAGGCGACAAAAACUGCAUCGUCCUCACGAUAGAGAACAAACCUACCACCAUCAGGCGCGCCCUCAGCGGCAACACAUCCAAACAGGCGCCACCAAGCGACACCAAUUCAAACGAAGUCAUCUCAGUGGACAAACUGACGGAAUCCGAGCAAGAUGAUGUGGUUGAAGAACAGGGGGCGUACGUGAACCACGCCCACUUUGAGAUGGAGACAAUGGCUGACCACACCCAAAGACAGGUGACAGUGAACGGUGAGACAGUGAACCCAUCCUCCCGUGUGGUCUGCGUCAGCGGCACGUGCGGCGCCAAGCGCAAGCAGCCCUUCCUGGACACGGGCAAGCGGAUCGACGGCAUCUGCCGAUGGGCAUUCCCGCUGGCCUUCAUCAUCUUCAACUUCGGGUACUGGAUCGGCUACGCGCAGGAGCAUGAGACACCACAGUUUGUCCCGUGAUCUGCUUGGCGGUUGGGUGGUGCCGUGGGACAGUAUAGAGGCGGUGUGGAGAUGUUUUUCCCCCAACUGUUUGAAAGUAAUAUAGGCCAAAUUCUAAAAAUGUAUCUCAUAAAUAUAUUAAUGAUUCGCAUAAACAAAUUGACAUCCUGGAUGACAGUACGACAGUGAUAAUAUACAAAAGGUAAUUUUGUACACAUUUUGUAAUCAAAUUUACAAAAGCACAAGAA
Molecule: messenger RNA, 2068 nt
Organism: Patiria miniata (bat star)
Lineage: Eukaryota; Metazoa; Echinodermata; Asteroidea; Valvatida; Asterinidae
Product: glycine receptor subunit alpha-4-like
Exons: 10
Coding region: 126-1841 (571 amino acids)
Biological process (GO): regulation of membrane potential; chemical synaptic transmission; nervous system process
Cellular component (GO): membrane; synapse; neuron projection
Molecular function (GO): chloride channel activity; transmembrane signaling receptor activity; extracellular ligand-gated monoatomic ion channel activity
Source: RefSeq, a predicted model, not a curated record